GGUCGCUGCCGACCAGCCGGCCGCCAAGAGAUUCAUCAUCAGCCUGCAGUCGGACUCUGACGACUCGGACGCGGCCGGCUCCGACUGCGAGCCGCCGACCGCCGGCGACUUCCAGGGCGAGUUAGACCGCUUCCUGCAGCAGGCGCGCGAGCGCACCAGCCGGCCGACAGACGCGGCGCCGACCGCGCCCAGCCGGCGCAGGCCGUCGGCCCGCCCGGCCGCGGCCAGCACGCCCAAGGACCUGGCGAAGCUCUUGCCGAAGCACCAGCUGGACGAGUACAUAUAUCUGAAGGAGCUGAUCCGCGAGAAGGAGCGACAGAAACUGGCUGAGAAGAAGGCGCGGCAGCCGGCCGGCGCGGCCGAGCCGGUGGUGGCCGGCGGCGGGCAGCGGCAGGGCGGGGUGGCGGCCGGACCGGAUCCUCCGCGGCCCGGGCCAGCCCGGACCGAGACGGCACUGGCGGCGGCACAGGUCGGUCCGGUGACUGUGUGUACCGCGCCGGUGGCGCUCCAGGGCCGGUCGAGCCGUACUCAGGUACCAAAUGAGCAGACCGUGAUGCAGCAUAAGCUCGUGGCGCAACCCGAGCGCGCUGCGGAACAGCCUAGCCAGGCUCAACCUAAGCCUGUUACAGCGCAAUCUAGGCCAGUUAUGGCGCAACCUAAGCCAGUUGUGGCGCAACCCAAGCCGGUUGUGGCGCAACCCAAGCGAGCUGUGGCGCAACCUAGGUCAAAUGCGGCACAACCUAUGCAGACUGCGGUUCAUCCCAAGUCGACCAUGGUACAACAAACUAUGCAGACUGCUGUUCAUCCUAAGUCAGCUGCGGUUCAAGCUAAGCCGACUGCGGUACAACCUGAGCAGGCCGCCUUUCAGCAUGAUCAGGCCGUGGUUGAUCCUAAGCCGGCCGUGGUAAAAGUGAACGAGUCCUUGCUUCAUCCUAAAUCGGCCGUGGGGUUGCCGAGUCUCCCCGUUGUCGCGCCGGCGCAGGAUGUGUCGCGGCUUGGACAGGCACCGGGGCAGCUCCAUCCAGUCGGAGUCGAAGGCAAACCAGCCGUGGCACAGCCCGAUACGGUCGUGACGCAGUCAAAAACUGACUGCCGCCACCUUUUGAAUGGCCGGCCGGAGCAGAUUGGUACUAAGAAGCCGUUUGGUGCCACUGAAGCGCCGAACAAGCCUUUGCCGAGGGGUUCUAGCCCCCUGGACUCAGCAAAUGUGCUGUGCGUGGGUGAGCCUCGGUCGGGCCAGGGGCGUCCUGCGCCCGCAGUGACCGGGUCCGAGCGUCCCUCGGCCAAACCGAGACCGGUGGUCUUCCUACCUAGGUCGGUUAUUAUGCAGCCCCAGUCGGCUGUGCCGCGACCCAAAUCGGCCCCCGCACAGCCUGAAGCGGGUGUGGUGCGGCCAGAAACGGUACCAGACCCGGUGCAGCCUACCCAGACCCCGGUACUGUCCGCACAGCCCCCGAUUUUGUCUGCCCAGGCCGCGGUACCACCCGCCCAGACCCUGGUCCCGCCCGCCCAGACCUCGGUUUCGUCUGCCCAGGCCGCGGAACCGCCCGCCCAGACCCUGGUCCCGCCCGCCCAGACCUCGGUUUUGUCUGCCCAGACCGCAGUAUCACCCGCGCGGGCCCCUGUGCCCCCUGUUCAGACCGCGGCGCCGCCCACCGAGACAGCGGCACAGUCCGCGCCGCCUGACCCGCCGCACAGAGUCCGUCCCGGGGGUCCUGCCGCCUUGCCGACGGCGCCGCCUCCCACCGCACAAUUGAAGCCAGUCGAGGCCGGCGCGAGCUUAGCCGGCUCGGAGCGCGCGGUCGCCUCGCUCAGCGCCGCUGCUCCAGCCGCAGAGACACCUCAGUCAAACUGGGCGGGCCGGGAGCAGCAGCCGGCGCAGGAGGGCGACGCCCAGUCUGAGCAUGCGCAGCCGGCGCCGACGGCCGCCGCCGGUCCGGACGGCAGACUGCCGCGACCCUGCGACGUGCCGCCCGACGGCACCGGCUUCCGCCCUCCGGCGCCGCCUGCACCGGAGGCCGCGCCACCUCUGGCCGUGGCUGACUGUCAGCGCCCGGGCGAAGGGGCGGCCGCGCCGGUGGCGGUGCCGGUCAGCUCGGGGACGGUGCCGCCCGUGUCGGGGCUGGCCGAUGCCACGGAAGCGACCAGCUGCGUGGCGCCGGCCUCGGUUAGUCCCGCAGCAGACGCACCGCACCAAACCCACAAGAAGAGCAUUUUCUACUUAAGCGACGACGAGGGCAGGAGUCCCGAGCCCUGGACGGCUCUUUUUGGUAAAGGAGCACGAAAGCCACUUAGUUUUGCCAGCAGCCCUUUUCGUUUUGAAGUGCUGAGAAAAACAGAUGACACGGUCAGCGCGGAGACGGACUUCCGUCACUUUUUGAGUGGCUGCGUCAGAGGCAUUGGCGCCAAGAACGUGUUUGGUGCCGUUGAUACUUUGAGGGAACUUUCACUGAGUGAAGCUAGUCCCGUGGAUCCAGCAAAUAUGUCGUGCGUGGAAAGUAUGGAUCACUCCGACGUCGCGAGUCAUCUUGCCAGCAAGAUACUGUCAUCGGACAACAGCAUGGACAUCUCUGCAAAAGACAUCAUGAUGGGAGCCGAAGAUGACGCGAUGUCUUCCGGUUGCGACGUCCGCGGCAGUGGUGCGGAACAGUCCGCCGUACAGGCUAGUACGCAGUCGGCGCCAGACACAGUGGAGCAGUCGGUUCAGGAGACCGCCUCAGAGCCCGUCCCAGACAGCGAUGACGCGCUGGGGAGACGGUUCGACGUGACUGAGUGCUCCGUCGUGGCGCACAGGCUGGUCCUGGCGAGUGAAGACGCCAGCGGCCUGCGUUCGAAGUCGGCCGCUGCGCCAACAGCGGGCCAGAGCGCGCUGCCGUCCGGCGCUGUCGCCCCUCCCCGGCCAGGGACUGUCCCAGAUGCCGCCUGCCUCCCUGGAGGGGCGGACUCACUGGAUGGCACCGGCGUGGCUGAGGCGCGGCCCUCAGCUGCGGCCAAGGCCAGGGGCCGCUGGGCCGACCGUCGAGGCCUGUGA
Pollicipes pollicipes is the source of this 3031-nucleotide messenger RNA. RefSeq names its product nascent polypeptide-associated complex subunit alpha, muscle-specific form. The transcript is spliced from 2 exons. Bases 554 to 3031 code for a protein of 825 amino acids. NCBI's taxonomy places the organism in Eukaryota, Metazoa, Arthropoda, Thecostraca, Pollicipedomorpha, Pollicipedidae. The record is from RefSeq and is a predicted model, not a curated record.